AGAGCUCGCCAUCAGAAAGUUGCAGCACAUUGCUAAAGGCAGACACACGCGCGAGUGACAGCAGCGGCUCUGCGUGUUCGGUUCCGGCGCUCGCGACGCGUCCGUGACGGCCGGUGGAGCUACAGCCGGUGUUUACCCGCGGUCGGGAGAGUGUGUAUGUGAGUGUGUGUGUUCGCUGAAGGUGUGAUGGCGUCUGCAGGUGAGGGCGGUGUGGACUCUAAAGCGGAGCUCAGUUCUCUGCUGGAGCAGUGGGAGAGAGAGCAGCAGGGGGCGUCCAGUGAGCUGCUCAACAUACUCACCAAGAUUUCAGAGCUUGUUGAAAGAGAGACGGAGGAGUAUCAUAAGGCGGAUCCUGACCCAUUUGAUGACCGCCAUCCAGGCCGGGCAGACCCAGAGUGCAUGCUGGGACACUUGUUGAAGAUAUUGUUCAAGAAUGAUGAUUUUAUGAACGCGCUGGUGAACUCGUAUGUGAUGAGCAGUCGUGAGGUGCCGCUGAACACUGCAGCCUGCAGACUCCUGCUCAACAUCAUGCCGGGACUCGAGACAGCCGUCGUCUUUCAGGAGAAGGAGGGGAUUGUGGAGCGCUUGUUUAAGUGGGCUCGAGAGGCCGAUCAGCCGCUCAGGAUUUACGCCACAGGUCUGCUGGCCGGAGCCAUGGAGAACCAGGACAUCGCUGCAAACUACAGAGAGGAGAACUCGGUGCUGGUUCCCCUGAUGCUGCAGAGGCUGCGGGAGCUCCAGGAUAAAGACACCGAGAGCCGGAAGGACAGUAAACGGCUGAGCAGGAGUCCGGCUCUGGCUCCGCUGCUGCCGCUGGAUGAGGAGACUGUGGACGGAGAGUUUACUGCGAGCGCUCCUGUGGAGAAGCAGGACUGUGAAACGGACCUGCAGCCUCUCAGGUGCGCAGGCCGGGGCGCUGUGGGGCUGAAGGGUCUGAUGAAGCCGGCCGCGGCCCCACUGGAGGAUCCUGAUGGCCCCGCGGACACCCUGAGGAGCUGGAGGAAGAGGGAGAGCGCAGGGAAGCUGAAGCAGAAGCUGAACUUCUCCAUGCCGGAGCCGGAGCGCAGCCUCAGCGAGCUCUCCAACAGCAGCUGGACGGAGAUGAGCCCCUGGGUGAUCGGGAACAACUACAGCCUGGAGCCGCUUACACCGGGGACAGAGCAGCGGCUCAUCCUGAUGUACCUCACACCGCUGGGGGAAUACCAGGAGUUGUUGGCUGUUUUCAUGCAGCUCGGUGCUCGUGAGCUGCUGAUGCAUUACAUGGACCUGAAGCUGACCAAUGAUGUCCAGCUCACGUUUGAGGCCCUGAAGUAUCUGGCCUCUCUGCUCCUCCAUAAGAAGUUUGCAGCAGAGUUUGUGGCUCACGCUGGAGUGCAGAAGCUGCUGGAGAUUCCUCGACCCUCCAUGGCCGCCACCGGCGUCUCGCUCUGCCUCUAUUACCUCGCGUACAACCAGGAUGCCAUGGAGAGGGUGUGUAUGCUGCCGCACGCGCUGCUGUCUGAGGUGGUGAGCUACACACUCUGGCUGCUGGAGUGUUCUCAUGCGUCCGGCUGCUGUCACGCCACCAUGUUCUUCUCCAUCUGCUUCUCCUUCAGAGCCGUUCUGCAGCUCUUCGACAAGCAGGACGGGCUGCGCCGCCUCGUCAACCUGAUCAGCACUCUGGAGAUCUUGAACCCGGAGGAUCAGGGUGCUCUGCUGAGCGAUGAUGAGAUCUUCUCCAGCAGACAGACGGCCAAACACACCUGCAUGGCUCUGCGCAGGUAUUUCGAGGCUCACCUGGCCAUUAAAGUGGAGCAGGUCAAACAAUCCCUGCAGCGAACAGAAGGAGGAGCCCUCAUUCACCCACAGCCUUAUUACAAGGCCUGCUCCUACACCCAUGAGCAGGUGGUGGAGAUGGUGGAGUUCCUGAUGGAGUUCGGUCCGGUGCGUUUGUACUGGGAGCCCGCAGAGGUUUUCCACAAGCUGUCUUGUGUGCAUCUGCUGCUGCAGCUCAUCUCCAUCGCCUGCGACUGGAGGACGUACUACGGCAGGGCCGACACGGUGAGGUACGCUCUGGAUAUCUUGAGUAUUUUGACGGUGAUUCCCAAAACUCAGCUGCUGCUGUCGGAGAAUGUGGCGGUGCUGGACGAGAGCGGAUCCACCAUCUCCACAGUCGGGAUGAGCAUCGUGCUAGUGGUAGCGGAGGGUGAAGUGUUCGUAAACGAUGCCGAAAUCCAGAAAUCAGCUCUGCAGGUGAUCAUAAAUUGCGUCUGCGCUCCAGACAAGCGCGUUUCCAGCAUCGGGAAGUUCAUCUCGGGAACGCCACGCCGCCGCCUGCCGCAAACCCACCGUGGCAGCGAGAGCGUGCUGGCCAAGAUGUGGAACGUGGUUCAGUCCAACAAUGGCAUUAAAGUGCUGCUCUCCCUGCUCACCAUCAAAAUGCCCAUCACCGACGCCGACCAGGUGCGCGCACUAGCCUGUAAAGCGCUAGUGGGGCUAGCACGCAGUGCAGCGGUACGACAGAUCAUCAGCAAACUGCCGUUAUUUAGCAGCGGGCAGAUCCAGCAGCUGAUGAAGGAGCCGGUGCUACAGGACAAACGCAGCGAACACGUGCGCUUCUGCAAAUACGCCGCUGAACUCAUCGAGCGCGUGUCUGGGAAACCGCUGCUGAUCGGUACUGAUGUUUCUCUGGCGCGUCUGCAGCGCGCUAAUGUGGUGGCUCAGUCGCGCAUAUCCUUUCCAGAGAAGGAGCUGCUGCUGCUCGUACGCAAUCAUCUACUGUCCAAAGGUUUAACAGAUACAGCGACGGUGCUGACGAGAGAAGCGGAGCUGCCGAUGGGUCUUCAUGCUCUUCCUCAUACUACUGUGCCGCCCUUCACUCCCGUCUCCGUGGCAACAUCUCCGUCUCCCGCCGCUGGAAUUCCUCGGACUCCUCGGCUGACCAAUGGGGUCGCGGCACGUCUCGGUGGCCACACCCCUCAUCAUCCACAGCCUCGCCCUUCAACAUCACAGGUCCCACCCCCGCCUCUGCCCACAGCCCCUAAUGGCUCUCCUCUGAUUGGUCGAAUCGUGUUCUCCCGGGAGCGUCCGUCACCCUGCUCUGCGGCGGCAGGAAAGCGACCGAAAGUGCUGCGGCAGAAGUCUGACCACGGGGCUUUCAUUCAGAGUCCAGCCAUGAAGAAACAGCUGGACCGACAUCUACCCUCGCCACCCACUCUAGACAGUAUAAUAACGGAGUAUUUGCGGGAGCAGCACGCACGCUGUAAGAACCCCGUGACCACGUGUCCUCCCUUCAGCCUCUUCACCCCGCACCAGUGUCCCGAACCCAAGCAGAGGCGGCAGGCGCCCACAAACUUCACCCCACGACACACACGCCGCGUCGUCUACCCCAAAUAUGGCGGUGUGGACGGAGGCUGCUUCGACAGACAUCUCAUCUUCAGCAGGUUUCGUCCGAUCUCUGUGUUCCGCGAGGCAGAGGAGGACGAGAGCGGCUUCAUGUGUUGUGCGUUCUCUGCGCGCGAGCGGUUCCUGAUGCUGGGCACGUGCACCGGACAGCUCAAACUCUACAACGUCUUCAGCGGACAGGAGGAGGCCAGUUACAGCUGCCACAGCUCCGCCAUCACACACCUCGAGCCCUCGCGGGACGGCUCUCUGCUGUUAACAUCGGCCUCCUGGAGUUAUCCAUUAUCCGCGCUGUGGGGUAUGAAGUCUGUAUUCAUCAUGAAGCAUUCGUUCCUGGAUGAUCAUUAUGUGGAGUUCAGCAAACUCUCUCAGGACAGAGUCAUAGGAACUAAAGAGCACAUCGCACAUAUUUAUGACAUUCAGACUGGACAGAAGAUGCUGACGCUCAAUAACCCAGAUCUGGCCAAUAACUACAAGCGCAACUGUGCCACCUUCAACCCGACGGACGACCUGGUGCUGAACGACGGCGUGAUGUGGGACGUGCGCAGCUCGCAGGCCAUUCACAAAUUCGACAAGUUCAACAUGAACAUCAGCGGCGUUUUCCAUCCCAACGGCCUCGAGGUCAUCAUCAACACGGAGAUCUGGGACCUGAGGACGUUUCAUCUUCUUCACACGGUGCCGGCUCUAGAUCAGUGCAGGAUCGUCUUCAAUAACAACGGAACCGUCAUUUAUGGAGCGAUGCUGCAGGCUGAUGAUGAGGAUGAUAUGAUGGAGCAGCAGAUGAAGAGUCCGUUUGGAUCCUCCUUCAGGACUUUUGAUGCCACCGACUACAAACCCAUCGCCACCAUUGAUGUGAAGAGGAACAUAUUUGACCUCUGCACAGACACCAAAGACUGCUAUCUGGCUGUCAUCGAGAACCAGGACUCGAUAAAUAUGGACACUGUGUGUCGUCUGUAUGAAGUGGGUCGACAGAGACUCGCAGAGGAAGAAGAGGACGAGGAAGAUCAGGAGGAAGAUGACCAGGAUGAAGAGGAUGAUGAUGACUCUGAUGAUGACAUUGACGAUAUCGACACCGACCCCCUGCUGGCCGAACUGGAGAACGACAACAACGGAGAAGAGGAAGAGGAGGAGGAUGGAGAGCAGGACUUCUCUCCGUCUGAUGAUGAGGAAGUGGCUCGCCUGCUGGAUGAAGAGGCGGAUGAUGAUGAUGAUGACGACGACGAUGAUGACGACGAUGAUGACGAUGAUGAUGAUUCUGAUGAUAAUGAGCAAGAUGCGGAGCUGGUGCUGGACAACACGGACAGCUCUGAUAACUCUGACCUGGAGGACGACAUCAUUCUCUCUCUGAACGAGUGAUGACGGAGGAGUGACAGACGAGUGUGUGUGUGUGCGCUCUUUAUGCACAUUAACACACAGAGGCUCAUAUACAGCUGAUCAACUCUGCAGAUGACUCUGCUACAGUCUGAUCUCCAGCGGUGUCUGAUCACCGUUGAGGAGAGGUGAUGGAACCUUCAACACUGAGCAGGAGAGCGUCAGUCUGUCAUUUACGUGUGUGUGUGUGUGUGUGUGUGUGUGUGUGUGUGUGUGUCUGGGUUUUAGAGUGAUGAUCGACUGCUGUCUAGUGGAGUUCUGGGUUUGCAUGCACAUGUGUGUCCAUACAUAUGUGUGGUCAUAUGGGUGCGUGCGUGUGUGUGUGUGUGAGCACAUGCGAGCGUGCAUGUGUGGUCAUAUGGGAACGUGCAUGUGUGCGUGCGUGCUUAUGUGUGUGUGUAUGCAUAUGGGUGUGUGUCAUAUGUUCCUUGCAUAAAUACAUUCAUGUGGGUGCGUGCAUGCAUGUGUGCGCAUCUGCAUGUGUGUGUUCAUAUGCGUGUCUGUGUGUAUGCCUGUAUGUAUGUAUGUAUGUAUGCGUGUUCGUGUAUAUGUGCGCAUCAUUUUGUGGGUGUGUGUGUGUGUGUGUGGGCAUGCAUGAGUGUUCAUUCAUGUGUGUGCGCGAGUGCCAGUGACCUCUGACCUGCCCAGCCAGCGCUCCUCAGGUGAUCUCUCUAGUUUGAUUAGCGGCAGCAUCUGAAGCUAGUUGUUCAGAUGUUUAGUUCUCCGUUUUGCUUUUUGAAUGCUAGUUUUGUUAGCUAUCGCCUUGGUUUGAUUUGAAGAGAAAGCGCUUUUAAGCCCUUGUGUGACUGAUUGGAUUAGCUGACGUUCACCGAGCAAUAAUUUGUGUUGAUUCUGGAUCGCUGUAAAGGAGUGUGAGGCCUGUGCUGGACCUGCGGCGGCGUUCGACUCUCUCCUGGAGGAAGCCGAGCGCCUGCGUUUGUCUUAAACUGCGCUUGACAUGAAGUUGGCCAUUUUUAAACAUCAGUGUACAGCCUCCCUUUACUUUCCUCUCAUAGUUUUGUUCAUGCCUUUCCAAAGGGAAAGCUUUAAGGCCACAUUGUGUACAGAAUGUAUGAAAAAUAUUUUUACUAUACAUGUUAUUACAAUAAAAGAGAGUAAAUUGUUUUGUUUUUA
Danio aesculapii is the source of this 5886-nucleotide messenger RNA. Its product is annotated as DDB1- and CUL4-associated factor 1. Gene Ontology annotation, biological process: protein ubiquitination. The coding region runs from base 187 to 4737 and encodes 1516 amino acids. Gene Ontology annotation, molecular function: histone H2AT120 kinase activity; nuclear estrogen receptor binding. The transcript has 26 exons. Gene Ontology annotation, cellular component: Cul4-RING E3 ubiquitin ligase complex; nucleus. NCBI's taxonomy places the organism in Eukaryota, Metazoa, Chordata, Actinopteri, Cypriniformes, Danionidae. The record is from RefSeq and is a predicted model, not a curated record.